Arachis ipaensis is the source of this 2010-nucleotide messenger RNA. Its product is annotated as gibberellin receptor GID1B. Gene Ontology annotation, cellular component: cytoplasm; nucleus. Gene Ontology annotation, biological process: positive regulation of gibberellic acid mediated signaling pathway; floral organ morphogenesis; raffinose family oligosaccharide biosynthetic process. Gene Ontology annotation, molecular function: gibberellin binding; hydrolase activity. The record is from RefSeq and is a predicted model, not a curated record. Lineage: Eukaryota; Viridiplantae; Streptophyta; Magnoliopsida; Fabales; Fabaceae.
UCUCUCUCUCUCUCUCUCUCUCCUUUCUUUAUCCUUCUCUUCCUUCUCACUCACCCCUCUAACUCUCAUCUCUCUCUCUCUCUCUCCACCUUCUUCCUUCAUUCCACACACACUCACAACAAACUCUGUCCCUUCCUUUGUUCCUUUUCCUCUCUCUCUAACACAAACACACACAGACAUACAUAUAUAUACACACACACCAAGCACUUCUCUGAUUCCUCUUUCUACCCCCACCCCCAUCACCAAAGGAACCCUUUUUAUCAUCUCUUGUUACCAUUCUCAUAAAGGGUCCGUGUUACUUAUUACUGUGAGAAGAUCAUCAUUCAUCACUGUUGCUUUUUCCUUAGCCCUCUCUCUCUCUCUCUCUCUCUGGAUUUGUUUUUUUGAAAGUCUCUUUGGCUAUUGAGAUAAGACAGAGAGAGAGAAAAAAAAAAAAAAGAGAAGAAGGAACAAACAAGACAUGACUGGCAGCAAUGAAGUCAACCUUAAUGAAUCUAAGAGGGUUGUUCCACUCAAUACAUGGGUGCUUAUCUCCAAUUUCAAGCUGGCUUAUAAUCUACUAAGGCGUGCAGAUGGAACAUUCAAUCGAGAAUUGGACGAUUUUCUCGAUCGCAAGGUACCUGCCAAUACAAUUCCUGUUGAUGGGGUGUUCUCUUUUGAUCAUGUUGAUAAGAAAACUGGUCUCUUCAACCGGGUUUAUCAGCCGGCACCGGAGAAUGAUGCUAGGUGGGGCAUGAUAGAGUUGGAGAAGCCCUUGAGCACCACCGAGGUUGUGCCCGUCAUAAUCUUCUUCCAUGGUGGAAGCUUCUCUCAUUCAUCAGCUAAUAGUGCUAUCUAUGACACUUUCUGUCGCCGCCUUGUCAGCAAUUGUAAGGCUGUUGUGGUGUCUGUGAAUUACCGGCGAUCACCGGAGCAUAGGUAUCCGUGUGCAUAUGAAGAUGGCUGGGCUGCACUUAAGUGGGUCAAGUCAAGGGUAUGGCUUCAAAGUGGAAAGGAUUCCAAGGUUCAUGUGUACAUGGCCGGGGAUAGUUCUGGCGGUAACAUUGCUCAUCAUGUGGCAGUGAGGGCUGCCAAGGAAGAUGUCGAGAUUCUAGGUAACAUUCUUCUCCAUCCGUUGUUCGGUGGGGAGAAGAGGACGGAGUCAGAGAAGAAACUUGAUGGGAAGUACUUCGUGAAGUUGCAAGACCGCGAUUGGUAUUGGCGAGCCUUCCUUCCUGAAGGCGAAGACAGAGACCAUCCGGCUUGUAACCCAUUUGGUCCCCGGGGUAAGAGCAUCGCAGGACUAAAGUUCCCUAAGAGCCUAGUUUGUGUCGCGGGUUUGGAUCUUCUCCAAGAUUGGCAAUUGGAAUAUGUUGAAGGCCUCAAGAACAGUGGCCAGAAUGUGAAACUUCUUUACCUAAAAGAGGCCACAAUUGGAUUCUACUUCUUACCAAACAAUGAUCACUUCUAUUGCCUAAUGGAGGAGAUGAAGAAUUUCGUUAAUCCUAACUGUUAAUAUACUACCACCACUUUUAACCUUGCUCUACAGGAGGCCAUACAUAACUAUAAGCCUGACAUUUUCACUUUGAGUUUUUCUAUUUUUUAUUUCCUACUAUUUUUGUAUCCUACUUUAUAGUAGUGGUGUGUAGUUAUAUAUAAUUGUGUAGCAUUACUCACUGUUAUAACAUCUAUGGUGGUUGGUUCUGCUAAAGUACCAUAGUUUCGGGUCGUUUGCGGGGUUUCGCUGAAUCACCAUAUACAAGAUUACAAGCUUUGCCCCAUUUUAACCUUUUCAACCUCAAUAACAGGAGGGGAGAUCAGAACAUAGAAGAACAGGGCUUGGCUGUGAUGAUCACUUGAUAGAAGUGAAUACAUAUCUUUUGUUUGUAGCACUUAUUACUGAAUUGAUUUGGAGCAGCAGAACCCCAAAAUCCUGUUAUAGAACUUGUGUAUGUUAUAUAUAUAAUUAUAUAUCUAUAUACAUAUGUCUCCACUAGAGUUAUAUAAAUGCUUUUCUUUUUUUGUUUGUUU